Austrofundulus limnaeus is the source of this 2293-nucleotide messenger RNA. It is a transcript of the gene lmod2b, whose product is annotated as leiomodin 2 (cardiac) b. Bases 304 to 2013 code for a protein of 569 amino acids. Gene Ontology annotation, biological process: muscle contraction; actin filament organization; pointed-end actin filament capping. The record is from RefSeq and is a predicted model, not a curated record. NCBI's taxonomy places the organism in Eukaryota, Metazoa, Chordata, Actinopteri, Cyprinodontiformes, Rivulidae. Gene Ontology annotation, molecular function: tropomyosin binding. The transcript is spliced from 6 exons. Gene Ontology annotation, cellular component: myofibril; cytoskeleton; striated muscle thin filament.
AUCCCUUUUUUAAAGCCUGAACGGCAGCUGGCGAGAUUAGACAGGAGAGGACACGGACACACACUGUCUCCCUGGCAUAAACUCAUUCAAGUGUAGUGGGUUUCUUUUGGAAUCCUCUUUGGUUUGUACAAACAUUUCUCCUUGGCGUGGAUGAGUUUAUCUGGACCUUGAUUUUCCAAUGAUCCAUUCGGGUUGUAGACCUCCAGCAGUCUUAUGGUGGACCAUUUCUUUCAUCGGGAUCUCCUUACACUGACUUUUGCGAUAGUUUAAUUUUGACUGGCUCGCCCCGUUCAGGAAUUGACCAUGAGUUGUUUCGGGUACCGUCGAGAGCUGAGUAAGUACGAAGAUGUCGACGAGGAUGAGCUUUUGGCUUCGCUCAGCCCGGAGGAGCUGGCCGAGUUGGAAAAAGAGUUGGCAGACAUCGAUCCUGAUGCCAACGUGCCAAUAGGACUCAGACAGAGAGAUCAGACAGAUAAGACUCCGACGGGGACUUUCAGCAGAGAGGCCCUGAUGAAAUACUGGGAAAACGAGACUCGGAGGCUCCUGGAGGACGAGAUAGGAGGAGGAGGAAGCCCCAAACUGGAUGAAGAAGAGGAGGAAGGCUGCUUGACACAAAAAGACAGUGAAGUGGACGAUGAAAAAAAUGACGAGAACGAGAAAGAACUUAAAAAGCACAAACAUUCGAAAGAGAUAGCUGAAAAUGAAAAGAAGAGCAGUGACGAGGAAGAAGAGGAAAGCGAAGAAGAGGAACCUGUAACAGAAGAGGAGGAGGAGGAGGAGGAGGAUGAAGAGGAGGAGGAAGAGGAUGAAGAGGAGGAGGAAGAGGAGGAAAAAGACAAUAAAUCCAAGCCUGAACCCUUGAACGAUUCAAGUCUCUUCAAAGCACAGGCGAACAGCCCAACCCUACUGAAGCCUCAGAGGGUGGAGCCUAUGCGGGUAACUCCACCCCCUCCUCCACCCGUUGACCUGAACGCAACUGGAAACCCAACAGUUGUUGACGACGCCCUGCAGAAAGUCCUGAGCAAUGACCCUGAAGUCACAGAGGUUAAUCUGAACAACAUCGAUGACAUCUCACAGGAAACUCUCAUUCGAUUCGCCGAAGCCCUGCGACCCAACACCCACGUACGAGUCUUCAGUCUCGCAAACACUCGGGCCGAUGACCACGUAGCUCUGGCCAUUGCUAAGAUGUUGAGGGAGAACUCGUCCAUCAUCAGUCUGAACGUAGAGUCCAACUAUGUGAGUGGGAAGGGUGUGAUGGCAUUGGUGCAAGCGCUUCCGGGGAACAGCACCUUGACUGAGCUUCGGUUCCACAACCAGAGGCACAUGUGUGGAGGACAGGUGGAGAUGGAGAUGGUGAAGAUUCUGAGGGAAAACUACAAUUUGCUCAAACUGGGUUACCAGUUUAACCUUCCUGGUCCCAGAAUGAGCAUGACCGGGAUCUUGACCAGGAAUCAGGACCGGCAGAGACAGAAACGACUGCAGGAGCAGAGGCAGCUGCAGCCAGGUCAACAGGGGGCGCAAGAUGGAGCCGUCAACCCUCGGACAUCUGUACUGAAAGUAACACCUAGGUCAUCACCUUACACUUCCCCAUGGUCCUCACCCAAACCUCCCCGAAAUGACCUGGCCCGAAAGCAAAUCCCACCAGCGCCGCCGCCACCUCCUCCCCCACCUCCUCCCCCUCCCCCACCACCCUCGCUCCCACGGCAGGAGAAGAAGAAGCCCACGAGGAUGAUUGCCGAGGUCAUCAAGGCCCACGAGGCAGGCAGCAAGAAGGCGUCCAAAACAAAAGGGAAGAAGGCCAAGAAGGGGAAAGGGGCGGGCAAAGACGAGACGAGCAGCAUCCUGACGGAGCUGAAGAACGCCCUGAGGCCCGUGGCGGGGGACAGGAGAGGGGAGGAGGGCAGCAGGCCGUCCACCCCCAUGAGGUCUGCCCACGAUCAGCUGAUGGAGUCCAUCCGCAAAAGCAGCGUCCGCAACCUGAAACGGGUGGAGGUUCCACAUCAUCUUCGAUAAGAAAACCAAUAAUAACGAUGAUGGCGUGACCAACAUGACGACUGCGGUGAAGCCUAAAUGAUGACAGACACCUGAGCUUACUGUUGCACUAUACAGUGAAAGCUUGACAUGUGCAAUAAGCUUUUGAAAACCAGUGCUCAUCAGCUUGAAAAUUAAUUUAACAUGCAUCGCCUGAUUUGUUUACUGCGAAUUGUUUUCUUGUAAGGUUGUAAAUAGGAUCUGUUGUGUGCAAAUUUCCAAAUAUAACAAUUUGCUGUUUAUAACAGCAUUUGUCAAACUA